AUGCCUGGUAAUAGUAAAAAGCCAAAACAAGUCAGAUUUGGGGUGACAACUACCAUCUACCCACCCUCAUCUCGUACGCCGUCGCCGAGUAUUCCAAGCAGACCCUCUACUCCCAAAAAUCCAGAAACAACGGACUCAAGACCGAACAAGUCAGGAUAUGCACCCGAAGGGUCGCCACCUCAAAGAGAGUCUUUCCACCCUGGCGUCCCAAAAAAUCACCCCAAGACUGUACCGAAUGAGAGCCCAAUCUCGCAAGGCCAACGAGCAGACAGCUCCAACUGGGACGAUUCUCAUAAUACCUCAGGCAUGGCUACCACAUGCGGCAAUACAUCUCGACUAAAUAUUACAGAUCCAGCUGCGACAUCCAUUCAAGGGAAUGGGGCUUCAAGCCCCUGGAGCUCUAGCCAAAAUGUGAUAGUGCUUUGAGGAGUGGCAGCCAACAUGGCCACAAUAGACACAAGGACUUAGGUGUUAAUAAUGUUGCUAAAGCAGCUUCUGUCGAGGAAUCGCCGGAAGUACAUAAGGACUACUUGGCAAAGUUAUCAGACCCAUUUAAUGUAAAGUGGAAGCUCGAAGAGUAG
This is a messenger RNA of Hymenoscyphus albidus, 581 nucleotides long. The record is from the annotation of a GenBank genome assembly. NCBI's taxonomy places the organism in Eukaryota, Fungi, Ascomycota, Leotiomycetes, Helotiales, Helotiaceae.